Messenger RNA from Protopterus annectens (West African lungfish), 775 nucleotides. Its product is annotated as C-type lectin-like. The record is from RefSeq and is a predicted model, not a curated record. Bases 28 to 633 code for a protein of 201 amino acids. Gene Ontology annotation, molecular function: signaling receptor activity. Lineage: Eukaryota; Metazoa; Chordata; Ceratodontiformes; Protopteridae. The transcript is spliced from 7 exons.
GGCUGUUGUUCCUGGGGCAGAUACAAGAUGGCUUUGCUUUUAGCACUGUUGGUGUCCCUGCCUGCCUUCGUCACUGUGGGUGAUGCACAGAUGUUUCCUGCUGGUACCAAGGAGACCUGUAUGUGUGUACAAGGGGAUUGUCCUGACACCUGGUUCCAGUACAAAGAUGCCUGCUAUAAACCAGUGAUGACCAAAAUGACCUGGCCCAAUGCAGAGGCCCACUGUCAAGAUCAUUUCAAUGGAGCUCACCUGGCCUCUGUCCAUACCCAAGAGGAAAAUCAGUUCAUUUUCACCUUGAUGGGAAAACCAAAUGAUUACAGAAAGGGACAGGCAUACUGGAUCGGAGCCCAUGACACAUUUAAGGAAGGCAAGUUUAUGUGGACUGAUGGGACAGAUAUGGAUUUCCGAAGAUUUGGUCAAGGACGGCCAAAUGGUCUUCCAGGCGAGCACUAUGUGGGUUCAUGUAUCAUUCAGAAUGGUGAUGUUACCUGGAAUGACUACGGACUAUCCUCCAGUUAUCCUUUUAUCUGCAAGCAAAAGUUAAAGAAAAGCAGUAGAUGUUCUGCUGACUCUCCGUGUGAAGGAUGCACUGUACUACGUGAACCUAUGCGAGGAAUGGGUGCGACUCAGUAAAUUCAUAUCCUUACGCUGACAGAGAAAUACACAGUGCCAGCCUGGUGUUCUCAACAUUUAGAUGUCAAAGCAGGUCAAACAGCAUCAAGUUUCUCCAGUAUCACAACUAAUGUUUUUUUUUUUUUGUUUUCUUGAGCACAUU